Messenger RNA from Tarenaya hassleriana, 1259 nucleotides. RefSeq lists its product as uncharacterized. The transcript has 3 exons. The coding region runs from base 291 to 959 and encodes 222 amino acids. Lineage: Eukaryota; Viridiplantae; Streptophyta; Magnoliopsida; Brassicales; Cleomaceae. The record is from RefSeq and is a predicted model, not a curated record.
CGUCACACAGUUCACUGUUUAAGCUUUUUCUACUGCUCCGCUUUCUCCUUCACACGUUUCAUUUUCUCCGGAUCUCUACCAUUUUCUUUUCGUUUCCUGAAUCUUUCCCGGAAAAUCCCAAUGUAUACCCUCGUUUAGUUUCAGAUGUGAUAGUUCUGUCUCUGGCUCAGAACGAAGCUUUAUAUUGACCUGCAAUCACAGAAACGGAGCGCGAAUUUUUUUUGCUCCAGAGGGAAGUCCAUAGACUCUUCGUAUUUCUUCUUUUCUUUUUCCAUCUGGAGAGUAAGAGUAUGGAUAGUUUCAGCGCGGAGGAUCUGUCGACGAUCGGCGGAAUCGCGACAGUUUCGCUUCUGCAUUCGUUUAUUCCGACGCACUGGUUGCCGUUCUCCAUUGUCGGACGUGCUCAGAAAUGGACGCUUUCUCGAACACUAUUCGUCACUGCAUUUGGGGCAGUCCUGCAUGUCAUAUCCACUACGCUCCUGGGUAUAACAGCAAUCACUAUUUCAAACACCAUUGCCGGUGAAGAGACAGUUCACAAGCUGGCUUCCCUUUUGCUUGUGAUUCUUGGUGGAUGCUACAUCAUGAUGUUUUUAUCUGGAAAGGGUGGUCACACUCAUUCUCACAACCAACCUAUGGAGAAAAUGGCGGUUGCUGGGCUUGUCCUCGUUCCUGCACUAUCUCCUUGUGCAACUACCCUUCCAGUUUUCCUUGCUGUCGGAAAUUCAAAGCCCAUGAUGGUUCUUGCUAUCAUAGUUCUGUUGAUAAGCACCAUAACCGUGAUGGUAUCGCUGGUGGCACUAUCAUUCUACGGGGCAAGCCAGCUGAAAUUUCACUGGGUGGAACGCUACGAUAAACUCAUCCUGGGUUCGGUUCUCUGCCUCGUAGGUAUUCUAACGCUCCUUUUCCAUGAUCACGACGAGGGAAGUCACCAUCUCCACCGGAAAAUCAUCGCUCUCUAGUAAACGGCAUUUUCAUCAUAUACAGUUUUUGUUUGUUGCCAGGCGUUGUUAGUAGCUCGGUAGCCGAAGAAGGUAUAAAGUCUCUCUAUCUCUACGUGAAAGCGCAGAUGUUUCUGUAUGUUCCAAGUUUAACGUCUUGUUACAGUUUCUGUCGCCUCUGAUGAAAGAUUUUAGCGGUAUUGGCGUUAGAACUGUUGGAGAUUAGCGUUUUGAUGGCCUACGUUUCAGAUUAGCGUUUGUAGCUGUAGCGGCUGUAGAGCUGGCUUUGGCCUAACUAAAUUUUGUUUUUAAGAAAAACUA